Messenger RNA from Notodromas monacha, 887 nucleotides. The record is from the annotation of a GenBank genome assembly. Lineage: Eukaryota; Metazoa; Arthropoda; Ostracoda; Podocopida; Cyprididae.
CUAUCAGGGCGGAGUCGGAUGGACCUAUGCGAAAGGUGCAUGUCGACAGGACAGGAAAGAUGGUCGGACUUUCGUACUUUGGCAGGCGAGUAGUGCGAGAAAUGAACAGGAUUGGGAUGAUCGUGGACCUCAGUCACUCGUCCCUGUGGACAAUGCAACAUGCCCUUGAGGAAUCCACUGCUCCGGUCAUCUUCUCGCAUUCCGGUGCCCAAGGCGUUUGCAACAGCUCCCGCAAUGUCCCAGACGACAUCCUUCGCCUCCUGGCCUUGAACGAGGGCAUUGUCAUGGUCCCGUUUUACCCGCCGUUCGUGUCCUGCUCCAGCGCUGCGACGAUCCGAGACGUCAUCCGGCACAUGAAUCACAUAAGGCGAGUGGUCGGUGUGGACCAUAUCGGGAUCGGAUCCGACUUCGAUGGCAUUGAUUUGGUACCAAGUGGUUUGGAGGACGUUUCCAAAUAUCCCCACCUUUUGGCAGAAUUGUUGGCAGAGCCGGGUUGGACCGAGGAAGACGUGAAAAAGGUCGCCGGACUUAAUUUCCUGCGAGUUUUCAAGAAAGUUGAACAAGUGAGUCUCAAAUUCUCUGCGGCGCACAAGACCGGAAGAACUGCCGAUUCUGCCCACGGACCUCGUCGGCCACUUGAACUGCACUUACCUCGGGGACUGAGCUGGACAGGGGGAAAUUGGAACAAACACUUUGCGUCGAGACCAUCGACGUCAACGUCGACGUCGACAUCUUCGACGAUGACCGACAGCCAAGCCCCCCGCACCCGGAACAAUGCUCUGGCCUAUACAGGGGUCGAUCGGAAAACUCGAAUUUUCCGCGAAAUCUUUCGAUCUCUCACGAGUGCUGUUCGUCGUCGUCGAGCAUUCCCCGGGUUAAAGCAGUGA